AUGGAUCAAACUGAAGAGUUAUCAUUCACUUCAAGCACGUCCGAAAUCUCGCGACCCGUAACAGAGAAACGCCGGACUCUGCGAACCUACAGCAAACGAUCGCGGUCGACCGAGGACGAUGCGAACGCUAAGCCGCUGAAAAGGCAGAAGAUACCUAUUGACGAGACACCUGUCGCACAAUCCGAACUACCACGGCCUUCUGCUAAGGCGAGCAAUAUUCCCAAGAGCUCUAUUCUGAGUUACUUCAAGCCCUGCCGCUCUAGCUCGGCAACAGAAGCGUCCGAUCCCCUCUCCGACUCGGAAAAGCUCGUCAAUACUCCGCCGUCGUCGCCGCCCGUUAUCAGAAGGAUAAGAGAGCCUCGCAGGCUUAGGUUACGACAUAGCUCAGCGACUAUUCCGUCAUCAGAUACAAUAAAUGAGACCGAAGAAGAAGCGGACGAUAAGUGGGUAAAUGUUGAAGUGGCCACGAGGAGGAUCACUCGUUCAAGUAAACGGGUCACAAAACAAUUACAGGAAACGACGGAGAGCAAGCUUAACGAAAGGAGGAAGGGCGUAAAAGCGAAGCCGAACCAGCAGACGAGCAAACCGAACUUGCGAUCUAAAUCAACCGCCACGAUACAGACAACUAUCAACAUCUCAUCAAAACCUACAUUCGAGGAAUGCAAGACAUGUCGUAUAGUGUACAACCCGCUGCAUCCCCCUGAUGUCAAGUACCAUUCUCAGAGGCAUGCGGCGUACUUGCGGGGCAGACCGAGAACCUGA
Colletotrichum truncatum is the source of this 762-nucleotide messenger RNA. RefSeq lists its product as uncharacterized. NCBI's taxonomy places the organism in Eukaryota, Fungi, Ascomycota, Sordariomycetes, Glomerellales, Glomerellaceae. The record is from RefSeq and is a predicted model, not a curated record.